Messenger RNA from Erinaceus europaeus (western European hedgehog), 6431 nucleotides. RefSeq names its product zinc finger FYVE-type containing 16 (gene ZFYVE16). Lineage: Eukaryota; Metazoa; Chordata; Mammalia; Eulipotyphla; Erinaceidae. The transcript has 20 exons. Gene Ontology annotation, molecular function: metal ion binding. The coding region runs from base 546 to 5168 and encodes 1540 amino acids. Gene Ontology annotation, cellular component: early endosome membrane. The record is from RefSeq and is a predicted model, not a curated record. Gene Ontology annotation, biological process: protein targeting to lysosome; endosomal transport.
UGUAUUUUCAUUUUGUGGAUUCUCUGUGAGGACCAAGGUCUCACAGUGGUGUUCAUUAUUUUGUCAAAUGAGAAGAUUUUUGAGAUCGUUGGCGUAUGGCAGACGGAUAUGUUAUGGAAACUGGAUUCCAACAUGCUUUCCGGCUGCAGGUGUUGAUGAUUCUUUUGCAUCUCCUCGGGGUUCAGCUUGGAGACACUGAUGAUCUGCUGGGCCUCCUGGAGACUGAGGCCAGUGAGGUUAGAGGCGGCUGCAGACAGGUGUCCGGCACGGCCCUGGGCAUCAGUUGCUGCCCUGCUUGCGGUAAACUCAUCCCGCAGGGCAAGCGAAAGCCCUGCCCAUCACCUGCGCCCCCAUCAUGAUGAUCUGGGCCACGUACCGGCCAUGACCACCCGACUUCCUGCCCCGAGGUAGAAAUAUUUCAUACACAUGGCUGUAUCUUCCACAUGAAGCGCAUAAUAGCUGGUUCAUUCAUGUUUGUUGACGGUGAAAUCCAUCACUGGACUCAGGUGUACAGGAACUGAACUGAGAAGAAGUCUGCGAGUAGGAUGGACAGUUACUUUAAAGCAGCAGUCAGUGACUUGGACAAGCUCCUUGAUGAUUUUGAACAGAAUCCAGAUGAACAAGACUAUCUCCCAGACGCACAGAAUGCAUUUGAUUCCAGCCGCUAUUCAGUUUCUUCAGACUUGGCUUCUCCACAGCUGACUUCGGUGCUGCCGAAAGACCAGCCUUGUAGGAGUCGUCGUGCUUCCUCUGCAGCAUGCUAUGAAACAAGCCGGAUCUCCCUGAGUGAGAAAGCACUGGAAGGACUCACCUGUAUACAGACUGAAAAGAAUGUGACAGGACUCGACCUCCUUUCUUCUGUGGAUGGUGGCACUUCGGAUGAAAGCACGGUACAGGUGGGAUGGUGCAGCAAACCCGUCUGUGAUCUGAUCAGCGACACGGGCAACUUAGUUCACGUAACUAGCAGUGAGGAAGAUACUGCAAAAUUACCAUCGGAUGAGUUUAAAUCUAAUGUAGAUUCUUUGAUUGGAUUGGACUUGUCCUCGGUGUCAGAAACUCCUUGUAUUCCUUCAAUAGACUGUGGUAAAAGUACUGUCGCAGAAGCACAGAGUGAUGUCAACUCUGAAACACCAAAGAGAGAAACCAGUGGACCGAAAGAAAAAGAAUUGGGUAUUAGAUUAGACCUGACACUUUCAGAUGCACAUAAUUACAGUGAAGAAGAAAACUUAACGGACAGAAACAUUUCUACCCAGUUAGGACCAGUUACUGAUUUUAACAGGCCAUCAUCUGCUUUGACUCAGCAAGGUUACAAAACUUUUGAUGCCAGAGAUAACCUACAACCCAAGACCCGACCACGCGAAGUGAGGGCUGAUGACUGCUUGGUAAAAGAGGGAGCAGACGCGGCAGAUAAAGCUUCUAGCGGUUGUUUAAAGGAAAGAGGCAGCACCAGUGCUCUGCCUGGCUGUCUUCCCCAGAGUGAAAGUUUGCAUUUACAUGAUUCAAGUUCAAGAGAUGGAAAUUUCAAAUUACCCGACUUUUCCUCCAAGGAAGAUAGGGCUGCUGCAAAAGGAGACUCGGGACAGCUACAUCUUAAAGAUAAUAGAGGUGACAUUCAAGAUUCUUCCUCAGCAUCCAGUGAGGAAACAUACUCCUCAUUGUCCUGUCUUCCAGCUCCCGAGUCUCUGAGCGGAUCUGUGAUUGAAAGUCAAGCUCAGAGUGAUUGCUUACCUCAGAAGGAAUGCAAAGAUGACACACAUGGUGCAGGAACUGUGCAUGAAGAAACAGACAAGACUGCUACUCUAGGUGGGAAAUCAGUGAAGGAGACUGAUUUUUUGAAACAGGAGACAUGUAACAACUUUGCACUUCCUCAGCCACUAGUUGACCACAUGGGAGACAGAAAGGUAGAUCUUGAGGAGACAGGGGCCAGAGUUGGGCUGUCUUUGGAUCACCCUGAACACACCAACUCUGCAGCUGCAGACUCUCAGCUGGAGCUUUUUGGAGCUCAUGCCCCAGAGCCCCAAGCCCCUGCUGCUUGCGAAGGUCUCCCUUUCCAAAGCAGUCUCGAUGGGGAAGACUUAGAUUACUUUAAUAUUGAUGAAGGCAUGAAAAGCGGUGCACUAAUUAGUGAUGCUGAACUUGAUGCCUUUCUCACCGAACAGUAUCUUCAGACUAGUAAUGCGAAGUCGUUUGAAGAAAAUGUCAGUGACUCAAACACUGAAAUGAAUCCGAUAGAUAUCAACGGCCUAGGUGAUGGAAAUAGUCACAAUAUGUAUUUUAAUGCUGACGUUGGAGCCACUGGCAAGAACCCAGGUACUAAUAUGACUGGUGAAACAGUUGAUAAACCAAGUUCAACAGACCAUGGUGACCCUUCUGUAGAAAACAGCACGGGCCCACCCGCACAAGGAUUAUCUAGCAGCAAGUCUGAGUCACUUACAGAUGAAUCGCCAGUCUCUGAGACCAGCAGUCAGUGCGUUCGCGUUGGAGGAGCCAGACCCAAGCAGCUGUUUAAUGGUCCAUCCAGAACACGAGGUUCAAAGGAACCAAGUCAGUCGGAUGUUCCACAUCUGCCUGAAAGUGAGCCAGCCAUGGCAGACGCUGCUGCUUCAGCCACUCGUACUGUCAGCUGUACGGCCGAACCUCAGGCUCACUUUGACUCGAACUACAUUGACAUAGAAAGUAAUUUUGAAGGUGGAUCCAGUCUCCUAAGUGCAAACAAAGACACUCCACCAGCAAGUACUUGCAGAGAGGGCCUGGUUCUGGGCCAGAAACAACCUCCUUGGGUCCCUGAUUCAGAAGCACCCAACUGUAUGAACUGCCAAGUCAAAUUCACUUUUACAAAACGGCGACACCACUGCCGAGCAUGUGGGAAAGUAUUUUGUGGUGUCUGUUGUAAUAGAAAGUGUAAACUGCAGUAUCUGGAAAAGGAAGCAAGAGUGUGUGUCGUCUGCUAUGAGACCAUUAGUAAAGCACAGGCAUUUGAAAGGAUGAUGAGUCCCACUGGCUCUAGUCUUAAAUCUAGUCACUCUGAAGAAGGUGCCACCAUCCAGCCUCUUCAAGAGCCUCAGACCCCUGGAGUCGCUUCUCCUACAGCCUUACCAGUGUCUGCACUUAAACAGCCAGCUCUUGAAGGAUUAUGCUCCAAAGAACAGAAGAGAGUGUGGUUUGCAGAUGGUAUACUGCCCAAUGGGGAAGUUGCAGAUACAACAAAAUUGUCUUCUGGAAGUCGAAGAUGUUCCGAAGAUUUUAGCCCUCUCUUACCUGAGAAGCCCUUGAUGGUGAAUACAGUGGGUCAUUCUACUACAGCGGAAAAAUCAAACAAUGAGAUAGGAGAUAUCACCACCAAUGAAAGAAUUCUGAGUUCUGUUUCUCAAGUGCCAUCUGUGGAAAUACUGCCCAUAAUCGCAGACACUGAGGGGCCCCCUACUUCUGGCCCUGUCACACGGGAUGAUGAUGAUGUUGCCUUUGCAGAAGGAUCAUCCAGUUCUAAUAGUGACUUGGUCAAUAGCAAGCAAUUACCUGUUACUCAUACUUCAGAUUAUAGGCUAUUGUGUGGUAUUGACAAGACUGUUUGCAAGAAGACGAGCCUUCUGCCUAGUGACGGAGACAGCUUGCCCCCUCUUCUGGUCGCGCCUGGAGAAAGGGGAUCAGUGCCAGUUCUAGAAGAACAGCCAUCUCAUGAGCAGAUCAUUUUGCUGCUUGAAGGCGAAGGUUUCCGUCCUGUUACAUUUGUCCUGAACGCUAAUCUACUUGUGACUGUCAAGUUGGUGUUUUAUUCCUCAGACAGAUACUGGUUUUUCUCAACCAAUGGACUGCAUGGCUUGGGACAGGCGGAAAUCAUUAUUCUGUUGUUGUGUAUGCCAAAUGAAGAUACUAUUCCUAAGGAUAUCUUCCAACUGUUUAUCACUAUUUACAAGGAUGCUUCAAAAGGAAAAUACAUAGAAAAUUUGAGCAGUAUCACAUUUACAGAGAGUUUCCUUGGUAGCAAGGACCAUGGAGGAUUCCUGUUUAUUACACCUACUUUUCAGAAACUUGAUGACCCACUGUUGCCACACUCUCCUUUCCUAUGUGGGAUUCUUAUCCAGAAGCUAGAGAUUCCUUGGGCGAAGGUGUUCCCUAUGCGUUUAAUGUUGAGAUUGGGUGCAGAAUAUAAAGUAUACCCUGCUCCUCUUACAAGCAUCAGAGGCCGCAAACCCCUGUUUGGAGAAAUAGGACACACUAUUAUGAACUUGCUUGUUGACCUUCGGAAUUACCAGUACACCUUGCACACCAUCGACCGGCUCUGGGUUCACAUGGAAAUGGGGAGAAGCUGCAUCAGGAUCCCCCGAGACAAACACAGCCAAGUAAUGAAGGUGAUAAACUCUUCUAAUGAGCACGUAAUCAGCAUUGGAGCUAGUUUUAGUACAGAAGCAGACUCUCAUCUAGUCUGUGUGCAGAACGACGGAGGCUACCAGACCCAGGCCAACAGUGCCACGGGCCAUUCUAGAAAAGUGACAGGUGCGAGUUUUGUAGUGUUCAACGGAGCUCUGAAAGCUGCGUCAGGAUUUCUUGCAAAGUCCAGCAUAGUUGAAGAUGGCUUGAUGGUGCAGAUAACUUCAGAGACCAUGGAUGGCUUGCGGCUGGCUCUCAGAGAACAAAGAGACUUUAAAAUUACAUGCGGGAAAGUCGAUGCUGUUGACCUGAGAGAAUAUGUAGAUAUCUGCUGGGUAGAUUCUGAAGAAAAAGGAAAUGAAGGUGUUGUCAGUUCAGUGGAUGGAACAUCAUUACAAGGAUUCCCGAGUGAAAAAAUAAAACUGGAAGCAGAUUUUGAAGCUGAUGGGAAGAUUGUAAAGUGUACAGAGGUGUUCUACUUUCUAAAGGACCAAGAUGUAUCUGUUUCCGCAACUCGCUAUCAGUUUGCAAAAGAAAUAGCCACGGCCUGUGGCGCUGCGCUCUGCCCUCACCUGCGGACCCUGAAGGGCGGCGGAACCAACAAGGUCGGCCUGCGCGUCUCCAUCGACACGGACAUGGUUGAAUUUCAGGCAGGAUCUGAAGGCCAACUUCUUCCUCAGCACUAUCUAAAUGAUCUGGAUAGUGCCCUGAUCCCAGUGAUCCACGGUGGAGCCUCCAAUUCUUGUAGCUUGCCACUAGAAAUAGAAUUAGUAUUUUUCAUUCUAGAGCAUCUUUUUUAGUGAAAGAACACGAGUCAUAUUAUAUAUUGCAAACAGUUGGUUAAAACUAACUCUCAACACUAAAGCUAAAAUGCCACAAACACUAAAAGUGUGUUUAAUGUUUGAAACACCUAAAGCUUUGCUUUUUAGGUAGGAACGGUCUUUUAAAAUCACUAACAGUGUUUAAAUCUAAAAAUUAAAGAUCUACAGUUUUUGAAGCUUUGCACUGAAUACAAGUACUAAAAGAUGAGGAUUCCUUCUAUAAGGAAUUUGUAGCAUCUAUUGUGUUGUUUAAAGUCUAAACCAAAGUAAUUAUAUUUAGUUAUACCUCUUUCUUCCAAGAAUAACUUUAAUGAAGGCUCUUUUCAGAUGUGACUUUAUGAAGGAAAUAACUGUUAAGUCUAUGCCAGUAAGAUUACUGGUAUCUAAAGUCGGUUAAAAAUGUUUUUUUUUUUUUAGUGGCAAAGUUUGCAAAUCAUAGACUUACAUAAUUCUUUGAUUAAGACAGAUAACUUAUUUGUACAAUAUAAGUGGAGACCUAUCUCCAUGAUUAGAUAAACUCUGGAUCAAAAUUAGAACUUUGCCUUUUUCUUCUCCAAUUAUAUUUGAUUUCUUCUUGAUUAAAUGGGUAUUAAAGUAAUUGUGGGUGCUUCAGGAUUUCUGUGCUUCUAUAUUUAAAUAUAUGAUUUUUAUAAUAAGAACAUGUGAUUCAGUAUCUGUUUUAUAAAUCUUUAAUAAUUUACAAAUACAUGAUAUUUUUAUAUCCUUCUUUCCUUCCAGAGUUAACCCCUUAUUUGCCACUCCUCAGAGCAGUUGACAGCAGCCAGUUGACCCUUGAAGUAGUCACUGUGUAGCAGUGAAUGUGGGUUUUCAGCUUUCCCUGUUAUUAACCCUGAGACUUUUUUCUUGACAGUUCUGCAUAUUUACAUUGGUCCCACUGUAUCAAAUAUAAAUUUUAAUGAAUUACUUUUUCAUAUUUAAAUUCUUUAUAUGGUAGUUGUUUUUUAAUAAAAGGGUGUUAACAGAAGUUACAAUUGUAUGUAUUUGAAACUGUUGCGGUUUUUUCUUCCCACAGCAAAUAUAUAUAUAUAGUUCAGUCUUUAAAAAUAAAAGGCACAUUUUAGUUAGCAUUUUCAUGUAAGUUAUAUAAAACUAAAUCAUUAUAUUGAGGCCUUUUGAUUGUGUGGAAUAUAUGUUUUAUACUAAAAAACACUAAUGCAAUGUAUCUCUAGGAAAAGAGGCUACACCAGUAGCCUGUCUUAAUAAAAAUAUUUAUGUAUCUCA